GUGACUGGGAGCAAGGUCCUCAGACACUCUGGAGAAAUGAAGAUGGUGGAACUAUCUGUAGCCUGGACCAAGGCCUUGCCAUUGUUCAGUGUAAAUGGUGUUUUGCGAGGGCAACUGCUGGAGACAUCGGAACAACCAGAGUGUGGUUUGGAGAAAGCAAGGGUGGAAUAGAGACCCUGGAGGGAACCCUGAACGCCUUCAGGAAACACUGGGUCAUAGAUGAAGGACCAAAGCCUUGCAGAUAG
Messenger RNA from Podarcis lilfordi (Lilford's wall lizard), 245 nucleotides. NCBI's taxonomy places the organism in Eukaryota, Metazoa, Chordata, Lepidosauria, Squamata, Lacertidae. The record is from the annotation of a GenBank genome assembly.